This is a messenger RNA of Scheffersomyces stipitis CBS 6054, 1551 nucleotides long. RefSeq lists its product as uncharacterized. The transcript has a single exon. Bases 1 to 1551 code for a protein of 516 amino acids. Lineage: Eukaryota; Fungi; Ascomycota; Pichiomycetes; Serinales; Debaryomycetaceae. Gene Ontology annotation, molecular function: oxidoreductase activity, acting on paired donors, with incorporation or reduction of molecular oxygen, reduced flavin or flavoprotein as one donor, and incorporation of one atom of oxygen; heme binding; iron ion binding. The record is from RefSeq and is a predicted model, not a curated record.
AUGUCCGCUGAACUUGCUUUUGAAUACUUGACCAAAUGGUACUCGAUAUUGAUCGGAGCUGCCUUGAUCUAUGGUAUUGCUCGUUACAUCAAAAUCCAGUUAUUCAUCAGGAAGCAUGGUUGUGAGGAGACUCCUUUCCUUCCAGAUGCUAAAUGGUUUGCAAUCCCAAUCAUGUCUAGAGUUCUUAAAGCCAAGAACGAAGGUAGAUUGGUCGAUUUGGCUCAAAGCUUUAUGACGUCUGAUAGGAGAACUACCCACGUCUACUUGGGCCCUGCCAGAAUUAUCUUCACCAUCGACCCAGAGAAUAUGAAGACCAUGUUGGCUACCAAAUUUAACGACUAUGCUCUUGGAUUCAGACACACCCAUCUUGCCCCAUUGUUGGGUGAUGGUAUCUUCACUUUGGAUGGCGAAGGAUGGAAGCAUUCUAGAUCUAUGUUAAGACCUCAGUUUGCCAGAGAACAAGUCGCCCACGUCAGAGCCUUGGAACCUCACGUUCAAGUUUUAAUGAAGCAUAUCAGGUUGAACAAGGGUAAGACGUUUGAUCUCCAAGAAUUAUUCUUCAAGUUGACCCUCGAUACCUCAACUGAAUUCUUGUUUGGUGAGUCCAUCUACUCUUUGUAUGACUCUUCUAUUGGUUUAACUCCUCCAACUGACAUCCAAGGCAGAUCCGAAUUCGCUGAUGCUUUCAACACUUCGCAGAAGUACUUGGGUACCAGAGCAUGGCUCCAAUUCAUGUACUGGGUCGUUCAAAACAGGGAGUUCUAUCAAUGUAACGCUAAAGUCCACAAGGUCGCUAAAUACUACGUCAAGAGAGCUUUGAAUUUCACUCCAGAUGAACUCGAAAAGGCUUCUGCCAACGGUUACACCUUCUUGUACGAAUUGGUCAAGCAAACUAGAGACCCAGUUGUGUUGCAAGAUCAAUUGUUGAACAUCUUGGUUGCUGGUAGAGAUACCACCGCUGGUUUAUUGUCGUUCACCUUCUUCGAAUUGGCCAGAAACCCAGACGUCUUCGAAAAGUUGAAGAAUGAAAUCUACGAACACUUCGGUAAGGGUGAUGAGUCCAGAGUCGAAGACAUCACUUUCGAAUCAUUGAAGCAGUGUGAAUAUUUGAAGUUCGUCUUGAACGAAGCCUUGAGAAUGUAUCCAUCUGUUCCUCUCAACUUCAGAGUUUCUACAAAGGACACCGUAUUGCCAAAUGGUGGUGGUAAGGAUGGAACAAAGCCUGUUUUCGUUGGUAAGGGUACUACUGUUGCUUACACCGUCUACUGUACUCACAGAGAUGAAAAGUACUACGGUAAGGACGCCAAUGUGUUCAGACCAGAAAGAUGGGCCACCUUGAACAAAUUGGGAUGGGCCUACCUUCCUUUCAACGGUGGACCAAGAAUCUGUUUGGGUCAGCAGUUUGCAUUGACUGAAGCUUCUUAUGUUAUUGUCAGAUUAUUGCAAAACUUCCCUAACUUGGUUUCCAAGGAUGACAGACCAUACCCACCAGCAAAGUCGAUGCAUUUGACAAUGUGCCACCAAGACGGAAUCUUUGUUGAAUUGUCUUAG